Molecule: messenger RNA, 575 nt
Organism: Myotis lucifugus (little brown bat)
Lineage: Eukaryota; Metazoa; Chordata; Mammalia; Chiroptera; Vespertilionidae
Product: transcription elongation factor A protein-like 8
Source: RefSeq, a predicted model, not a curated record
AUGCAAAAGUCUCGUGAAGAAAAUGAAGGAAAACCACAGAACAUGCCAAAGGCGGAGGAAGACCACCCUUCAGAAGAUGUACCCCCUUCAGAAGGAAAUCCUCCGCCUUCCGAAGAAGGUGUAAGCCAGGAAGCAGAAGGAAACCUUAGAAGCGGGCUGACUCAACCUGUGCAGGCAUUCAAAGAGGACACUCCCGUUAGGCAUUUGGACCCUGAAGAAAUGCUAAGAGGAGUAGAUGAGAUGGAAAGGCUUAGGGAAGAAAGAAGAAGAGUAAGAAACAAGUUUGUGAUGCUGCAUUGGAAGCAAAGACAUUCACGCAGAGGACCUUAUCCUGUGUGCUUUAGGCCUUGAAUUCUUUUUUUUUAUCUGAUAGUAAAAUCUGGCCUCUGCUUUCUAUUAGCAUAUUCUGAUGUAUCUUCUACCUUUGUUUUACUUUUAAUCAUCUGGUAGAAUUUUGUUUUAGAUAGUUUCCUUGUUAACCAGCAUCUUACUGGAUUUUGUAUUUUGACCUAUUCUCCAGGUCUAUUUUUCAAUUGGGAAGUUUCACACAAAUGCAUGAAAAUAUGUUCAUUUCA